This is a messenger RNA of Klebsormidium nitens, 2518 nucleotides long. NCBI's taxonomy places the organism in Eukaryota, Viridiplantae, Streptophyta, Klebsormidiophyceae, Klebsormidiales, Klebsormidiaceae. The record is from the annotation of a GenBank genome assembly.
CACGUGCCUUGCGCUGUUCCUUCCUUCCUCCUUCUCGAGCUGGUCCGCCAUGAUGACACAUGAUGCAGCCAUGGUGCAACUUUGUGAAUGGGGCGGAGCAUUUGAGGGAGACUCUAGGAAGUGGAGGACCUAGGGCGUUAAAAAAUGCGCCGAUGCUUUUUCCAGCGGGGGAGUUCGAGAUUCUCGCGGGGAAUGCUUGAUGAAAGCCUCGCAGAGUGCGGAUAGGUUAUCCACCGAUCUCAAACGGAGCUCAGUGGUGGUACUUAGGCGCGGCUCAGGGGCCGCUUGCGGGUGUGAUCAUUCAGCAUUCCAACCAGGGACUAAUGCAAGUUUUGAAGUCGCCGCAGGGCGCUCUCGCUUCCACCUCACAAAAGUGGCCACCAUCCCAUUAUGUGAUUGCAAGAUCAGGUUCACUUCGCCUUUCGUCACCCCUGCCUGCGAAAUGUGCACAUGUUUCCGCACCUAGUGUCAACGAGCACUGAAAGUAGCAGAGUCUCCUUCAAUGUGGGACAGCAUUUGAGCUCCCAAAGAUGAAGAGCCACAGGAGCGUGCCUUUUGAGGGGAUCCCCUUAGACACCAUGGAGCUUUCUGAGGAUGAGGACUCCGGCCUUCUCAGGCCCCAAAGCGGAGCAAUGCCGCCGACAAAAGCGGAGAAGCGGAGAGGGUGUUUUUGGGCAAGUCUGUGCACGAGUCUCGGGCACGUGCUUCUGGGAACACGGCUGAACGUGCUGCUGAUCUUUGUUCCGGUAGCGGUGGUCGCGGACGUGCUCAGACUGGGCAAGGCAUGGGCGUUCUCCUUCACUCUCCUAGCCAUCGUACCGCUGGCGGAGCGCCUGGGCUUUCUCACCGAGCAGCUGGCGAUGCACACGAACUCAACUGUUGGGGGCCUGAUGAACGCCACCUUUGGCAACGCCACCGAAGUGAUCGUCGCCGUUUUCGCGCUGAGGGGGGGUCUCCUAAGAGUGGUCCAACUGUCCCUCCUUGGGUCCAUCUUAUCCAACAUGCUGCUGGUUCUGGGAACGUCCUUCUUCCUGGGGGGUUGCCUCAUUAAAGUGCAACGCUUCAACCAGACUGCCGCUCUGGUCAACUCGGGCCUCCUGCUUAUGGCCGUGAUGGGGAUGCUAUUGCCUGCCGUCUUAUACGCCACGCACACCGAGCUGCGCGACGGCACCUCCGAGCUGUUCCUCUCCCGCUUCACCAGCCUGCUUAUGCUCAUAGCCUAUGGCGCGUACUUAUACUUUCAGCUCAAAAGCCACAGCGACCUAUACUUGGACGCCUCCGAGUGUGGCGGUCAAGCGGCGCAAAUCGAACUUUCGGAGGGGCGCCUUUUCAACGGGCACGAAAAUGGACACGUGGCAUUCCCCCAGCCGUCGGUCGAAGAAUCACCUUCGAGUGGACACGUGACGGCACUGGGGUCACCGGAAGGCCACGAGCGAACGGAUCCCUACCGAGAUAACCCACCGAAACCCGCCGAUAACCCGGCCGUUGACCCGAACCCUAACCCGGGUUGCGCCCUCUGCUGCCCUCACGGAAAACCUCUCCCCGCCCUGAGUAACGUCAUCAGCCUGGCAGCGGCCACUGAUGACGUCAGCAAAGAGGAGGAGGAGGGGGAGGAGUCGGUUUUAGGUUUCUGGAACUCGGUCGCGUGGUUAGCGGCGGUAACCGUGCUGAUCGCGAUUCUGUCGGACCGGUUAGUGGCGACCCUGCAAGGGGCGGCGCAGGCGUGGAAUGUGUCGGUCGCGUUUAUCAGCGUGAUCGUGUUGCCGAUCGUGGGGAACGCGGCGGAGCAUGCGUCGGCCGUCAUGUUUGCGUGGCAGAACCGGUUGGACAUAACGCUGGGUGUCGCGAUUGGGUCGUCCACUCAGAUCGCCAUGUUUGUGACGCCUUUCUGCGUGGUGCUCGGCUGGAUUCUGGGGAAGCCUUUGGACCUCAACUUCCACGUCUUCGAAACGGCGACGCUCUUCAUCACGGUCUUAGUCGUCGUUUUCCUGCUCCAGGAUGGGACGUCGAACUGGCUCAAGGGGCUCUUGCUCGUCUUUUGCUACCUCAUAAUCGGUGCCAGCUUUUUCGUCCAUCAAGACGAGAUCGCGCCAAUCCGGUCGACGGGCCCUGGCGGGGGCCCGCCGCCUCAUACUUGAGGCUACUAAAUCGUUGCAAGGAAUUACGACGAUGGGGUCAGCUGAAGUCAUUAACGCACUGUGAUAUCAGAUGUGCUUGUGUAGCAUACUUCGCGAGCGAAAGCGGUUAAGAAGUGAAGGAUUGGACACGGACAAGGACUAGAUGUCCACCUAUCCAAGAGACGAUUCAUGUACAUUACAGGGAUUCGAAGCAAGAAAGUAAGUUCGGACUGAUAACUGUGUGGUAAAUCAGCUUCGAUGAAUCGGGGGUUGCAUGAAGGCGCAGACUAUUAGGUAUGCCGAUUGAUUGGAGUUGUCAGCCCAUCACUAGUGUGCUUGGGCGCCGUGCGACGAACUAUUGCGACACAAUGAGCUAGCACCACAUCCGCUUUGCAGCCACG